This is a messenger RNA of Drosophila bipectinata, 627 nucleotides long. RefSeq names its product ALG14, UDP-N-acetylglucosaminyltransferase subunit (gene Alg14). Gene Ontology annotation, cellular component: UDP-N-acetylglucosamine transferase complex. The record is from RefSeq and is a predicted model, not a curated record. Gene Ontology annotation, biological process: dolichol-linked oligosaccharide biosynthetic process. Gene Ontology annotation, molecular function: N-acetylglucosaminyldiphosphodolichol N-acetylglucosaminyltransferase activity. NCBI's taxonomy places the organism in Eukaryota, Metazoa, Arthropoda, Insecta, Diptera, Drosophilidae.
UGGCAGCACUGGCAACCGGUCAAAAUAUAAACAAUAGCUUUAAGUUCUGGACAAGAUCAUGACCUAUGUGAUUCUGGGCUCCGGUGGCCACACGGCUGAGAUGGGUCGCCUGACUAAGGCACUGCUGAAGCAGAAGGACCCUACCAAGGUGGCCUGCUACAUGCCGAUCCGCUUCAUCCUGGCCAGUAGCGAUUCCACAUCGGAGGAGUAUCUGCGGCAGCUAUUGCCGAAAGUAGCCGCCAAGGCGGAGUUCAUCAAAGUACCGCGCAGCCGCAGCGUGGGCCAGUCCUGGCUAACCAGCAUCUUCACCACUCUGUGGGCUCUGCUCUGGAGCUGCUACUUGGUGUGGCGGGAUCGUCCGCAGCUGAUCCUCUGCAACGGACCCGGCACCUGUGUCCCCUUCUGCUAUGCUGCUCACCUGUUGCGCACCCUCGGCCGCCUCCCCUCCAACUCUAGAAUCAUAUUUGUGGAGAGUUUCUGUCGCGUGGAAUCGCUAUCCCUGAGUGGCCGCCUCCUCCUGCCGCUGGCGGAUCUCUUUGUGGUCCACUGGCCGAUGUUGGCCCAACGAUAUAAGCACAAGAGCAACCUGCGCUACUUUGGCCGUAUCUUGUAAUUGAAUAAACGCAU